AUGUACCAUUACUCCAGUCCACCACACGGGUGGUCAACCUACGACUACACACAAUCGCCUCCUACCUCACCUCAAUACGCCUACUACGCCUCUCAGUUCGCCAACUCCUACACCUCACCUCGGGGCACCUCGCGACGACACAACCGCAAGGCCAGUUACACGGCUACCAAAGAAACGCCAUGCUACUCGGGCUACCCCCACGGCUUCUACGAAGCAACCCCAGACUAUGGCAUUCCAUCGCGAAAGCACGAUCAUGUAAGUGCUUCUUUUGCGGGAAAGCCCAAACACCACCGAUACCAUUCCACGACCGGUCAUCCUACGGGGGAUGGCCUCGGCUAUGGAUACCAGCCGUCGAAGCCGCAGACCCGACCCAUCUUCGUGGAUGUGGUCGACGAAGCAUUCGAUGUCCCGCGCACCACCACCCGCGAGCCCCGUCCCAGUCGCCCAGGCCGUCCCCCGGUUUCGAAGCCCGCUCGAGAAGGCUCCGGCCAGCAUCGUCGCACCACCUCGACCUUUUACCGCAAACCACAGCCAGCUGAUUCUCACUUUUACUUCACCCAGGCUCCUAACUCCGAGGACAUCGACGCGGCCAGACGCUCCCGCUCCAGACGUCAGUCGACUUCAACUCGCACUCCCAACAAACCCAAACCCCCUCCUGCCACAGCCAAACCGCCACCCAUCGCCACCGAAGAUGACGCCGAGCGCGCAGGGAUUCCCGCAGGUUACUCGAUCAAGAACUGGGACCCCACGGAGGCACCCAUCAUCCUCCUCGGCAGUGUAUUCGACGCCAACUCCCUCGGCAAGUGGAUCUACGACUGGACCGUCUUUCAUCACGGGGCCUCAACGCCCAUGGCCGACGUCGCGGGCGACUUGUGGCUAUUGUUGAUUAAGCUGGCGGGCAAAGUAAAGCGGGCCGACGAAUGUCUCCCUCGCAUUCAGCGCGUGGAGGCGCAGGAAGUCGUCGAGGAUUUCCUGGAAAGUGGCGAGCGUCUCUGGUCCCGAUUCAAGAAGCUCCUCAAGAACUGCGAACUUUACAUGUGGAAGGCCGCCAAGCGAGAAGGUGGCAAGGGACCUGUAUCGAUGGGUCGCAAUGCCGGUAUCGAAUUUGUCGAAUCGAUUUUCGGUCGCGACCGUGAGCUUGAAAGUACCGAGAAGCUCAUGAACAGUAUCCGUCUCUGGAACAUGCGCUUUGACGCCAACUGCGAAGAUAUCCUGCGUCGCCCGACGGCUGCAUAG
Molecule: messenger RNA, 1236 nt
Organism: Penicillium bovifimosum
Lineage: Eukaryota; Fungi; Ascomycota; Eurotiomycetes; Eurotiales; Aspergillaceae
Exons: 1
Coding region: 1-1236 (411 amino acids)
Source: RefSeq, a predicted model, not a curated record